Molecule: messenger RNA, 2788 nt
Organism: Exophiala xenobiotica
Lineage: Eukaryota; Fungi; Ascomycota; Eurotiomycetes; Chaetothyriales; Herpotrichiellaceae
Exons: 1
Coding region: 140-2509 (789 amino acids)
Cellular component (GO): fungal-type vacuole membrane; vacuolar transporter chaperone complex
Source: RefSeq, a predicted model, not a curated record
GCGAGCUCAAUGGCUUAGAGAAAGAGCUUGCUCGCAUUUUUCCUUUUGAUCUUGCUUUUCCAAUAUAUCAGGCUAGCAUUAAUAAGGUCUAUAGCAACGAUCCCCGGCUUUGGCGAUCGAGUUCCCCUCCGCCGUCAGCAUGCGCUUUGGAAAGACCCUCUCCGAUUCCAUCUACCCACCCUGGAAGGACAAAUACCUUGAAUAUGACAAGAUAAAGAAGCUGUUGCGCGAGGAUGAAACCUCUCCUCAGGGUCGAGGUGAUGCCGGAAGCUGGACAGAGCAAGAUGAGGAGAAUUUUGUCCACGAGCUCACGGUGGUGCAAUUGGAGAAGGUCAAUCAACACCAGGUCAACACCUUCAACUCCAUUCGAGAUCGAGCAGCCGCGUGCGAGUCGAAACUUCCUGAUCCCGAAAAAGAAGAUGCCGGAAUGUCCGAGGAUGACCGGAAAGCCGUCGCAAAGGAUACACUCAAAGAGUUGGAUAGCAUCUCGAAAGAGUUGAAUGAACUUAGAAAGUUCAGCAGAAUCAACUACACCGGCUUCUUAAAGGCUGCAAAAAAGCACGACAGGAAAAGAGGGCUCAAAUACCAUGUUCGACCAAUGCUCCAGGUCCGCUUAACUCAAACGCCUUUCAACCAAGAAGACUACUCACCCCUGCUGUAUCGUCUAUCUGCAAUGUACUCUUGGGCACGGCAAACGCUGGGAGAGGAAGCAUCAGGCAAAGAAACAGACACCGAUGUGAGACCGAAGGACGUCUAUACUGCACAUAAGUACUGGGUUCAUGUCGACAACUUGCUCGAGGUCAAGACGUAUAUCCUACGCCGUCUUCCUGUCCUGGUCUAUAAUCCGCAGUCUGUGAAGGUGGUGGACUUGUCGCAAAGUGACCCCGUCCUUACUUCAAUCUACUUCGACAACCAGAACUUUGAUCUCUACAAUAGCAAGAUCGAAAAGACGAAUGCUGGUGAUUCUGUCAGGCUGCGAUGGACUGGUCAACUCAGCGACAAACCGGAGAUUGUCCUCGAGAAAAAGACGGUUGGCGAGGAUACCGAAAGCAACGACAUCAGAAUUCAAAUCAAGGAGAAGUACAUCACUCCAUUCUUGAAGGGCGAAUAUAAGAUGGAGAAGCAGAUCAAGAAGCUCGAAGACAGGCUUGGCCCUGACCACCAAGCAGUCCAAGAUUUCAAAGCCAACGUGGAAGAGAUCCAAUCGUUCAUCAAAGACAAAGACCUCGAGCCAGUCCUGCGAGCAAGCUAUACCCGCACAGCUUUCCAGAUCCCAGGUGAUGAUAGGAUCAGAAUCUCCAUCGACACCGACCUGGCGUUCAUUCGUGAGGAUGCCUUGGACCCUGAUCGCCCGUGCCGGGACUCAGAUGAUUGGCAUAGGUCCGACAUCGACAAGAAUGGCAUGGAGUACCCAUACUCCGCCAUUAAGAAAGGAGAGAUUAGUCGUUUCCCUCAUGCUGUUCUUGAAAUCAAGGUCAAAGAUUCCAAAUUUACUAGGAACAAUGCUUGGCUACACGAUUUGAUGAAUUCGCAUCUUGUCAAAGAGGAAAAGAGAUUCUCAAAGUUCGUGCAUGGUGUUGCAGAGCUCUUUGAGGACUAUGUCAACAGCUUCCCCUUUUGGCUGAGUGAUCUUGAAACGGAUAUUCGGAGGGAUCCAGUCACAGCCUAUCAAGAAGAGCAAGAACGGGAACAGAAGAAGGCAGAGGAUGAGAUGGCAGUGGGUAGCUUCCUUGCCGGCUCGAAGCUAGGCUCUCCCAGAGGAAAGGCUGGUUCACCUGGGAAGUCACCUGGGAAAUUUCCCGAGAGAAGAAUCUCAGGACAAUUCUCUCAGUCUGUUCAAUCACAAUCCAGAUUGAGACAAUCCACUCAAUUCGAGCCCACGGCUGAAGAGCACGAUUCAGACAACGACGGUGUCCAAGUUGAAGUCCGGGACUCUUCCAAAGGUGGUCUUCGUUCUGUUCUACCGGCCUUUUCCAACUCUCGCUAUGCUCGGCGACACCGUCAGCGGAAUCCAUGGGAGAACGCUCCUCUUCCGCCUGGUGUCAAGGAGCCUGGUUUCUGGAUCAAAGAUCAAGGCGACCUAAAAGUCGAGGCCAAAGUAUGGCUGGCCAACCAGCGCACUUUCAUCAAAUGGCAACACAUCGCUGUCCUGCUGGCCACACUUUCUCUAGGUCUCUACAAUGCUGCGGGCGUCCAUAACAACGUGGCACGCGCUUUGUCAGUGGUAUAUACUCUCUUUGCGGUUUUUGCUGGUGUCUGGGGAUGGGCCGUGUACAUGUGGCGCAGCAAAUUGAUCACCGAGAGGAGUGGCAAAGACUUUGACAAUGCUAUUGGACCUUUUGUGGUUGCGAUUGGUCUUGCUUGUGCGUUGAUUCUGAACUUUGCUUUCAAGUACAAGGCUGCGGUUACGAAUCAGCCAGAUAUGAGUAAUGGUACGAUGCUGAUGCCUACGGUCAAGCAAUUGCCCGUGGGUGGUGUCAGCAAUGGCUUGUAUGUGCAGGAUCUCUAAAGGAGCAAUCACAAGUCGGCGAUGAAAAGUCUGGUUCAUGACAAACCGUCGAAAAAAUCAACUUGGCGGUGUGGUGGAAGACAGACCAGUUAAUUAAGGAAUACCAAUGGAGGAUACGGUCUCCCAAGUAGUAAUAGCACAGAAUGGACAUCAGAUCGAGCUUCGGGUGAGGACUGGCAUUCAAGCUUGCUUGGCUGAUAUCGCCCAGCUAAAGACCAGUCAGGACGUUUCAAGGUACCCAAGUUAAGCAGCUCUCGUCGAGUCUCAUUUCGCAUUCCA